AAAAAAUUAACCAAUACCUUUAUUUUCCCCGCCUGUUAUCUCCCUCCCUAUUCAUCUCCAGAAACAUCAAACACAGAAAGAAAUCACCUUAUUUAUAAAAUAAACUAAAAUUACAACAUGUGUCCAAUGAGAUUCCUGUUGGUGUUUUUCUCAGCUAUUUUAGCUGGUUACAUGGCCUGGAAAUCGGUUCGGACCACUUCGGAAACCGAAGACAACAGUUUCGAAGACGAUUCAUCGGUUGUUGACAAACAACAAUCACAAUCCAGCAUCAUCAAGAUAGCUCAAAAUGGAUUUUGGGGAAUUGUUGACAUGGCUAGUGGAAAGUAUCUAUGGAGGAACUUAAACCAGAUUAAGCAAGAUAGAAAAGUCAAGAGUUCUUAGCCAAGAUUUCUUGGGUUUUUUGUGUUCUAAUUAUAUUGGGUUAGACUUAAAGUCAAACCUCCCAGUUUUUCAUGUCAUGAGAAAGUGAAACCACUAUGCGUGUGGUGUUUCUUCUGUAUAAUCAAUGUAUAAAAAUUUUCAUUUUCUAUUGUUAA
This is a messenger RNA of Erigeron canadensis, 536 nucleotides long. RefSeq lists its product as uncharacterized. NCBI's taxonomy places the organism in Eukaryota, Viridiplantae, Streptophyta, Magnoliopsida, Asterales, Asteraceae. Bases 118 to 381 code for a protein of 87 amino acids. The transcript is spliced from 2 exons. The record is from RefSeq and is a predicted model, not a curated record.